Molecule: messenger RNA, 345 nt
Organism: Prorocentrum cordatum
Lineage: Eukaryota; Dinophyceae; Prorocentrales; Prorocentraceae
Source: the annotation of a GenBank genome assembly
AUGUGUUUGCUUCGAUCAGCCCUGGCAGCUCGAAACAGUACGAGUUCAGCAUCCCAGACUACCACAUGGGUGGCACGCAUUGGUACCACCCGCACCUCCACCACGCCACCUCUCUUCAGGCUUGUGGUGGCGCAGCUGGUGUGUUCACUGUGGACGACCCCGCGGGCUACUUGCCAGAGGUGUACAGCCACAUGGUCGAGAAAAUAUUGCUCAUCACCGGCCGGCCAUAACUUGGUCACGCUGCAGGAUCUCGCCAUAGACUCGCAGUCCACCGUCCUGGAAACGGCGGCGACCGACGCGGCGGCUACUGGUCUCGACACGAAUGUCUUCCUCGUGAACGGCUAG